GGUAUAGCUAAAGAACUUGUGGGAGAGAGCUAGUAGCGCCUUUCUUGCCGUUCGCAUUGGCAUCGAUUGGCAUCUUUUCGGGUGUUCCGAAGCUCACAGGCGUUUGGAUGAUCGUCUUUCUAUCUAGAACUGACUCUCGCUUCAUGGGGUCUAGCUAAUGACAGCAAGAGCUUGACUUAUGGCCGGCACAGAACUCAUUUGCAUGGUGGCAUCAUUGCUCAGCUAAAUUUUACCAAGUUGUAAGCACCAAAGCAGCAGCCUUGUACGGAAAAUAAGUAGCUCUGCUGGAGCCCGCUAGCGUUCCUGUGUCAUCUGCUUGUUCUGCAGCAGUGUGAAAAGGUUCUGGUAGCGCCAAGCAUGUCUCGACAACCUGCUCUGAGGGCUGCCGACUCUCAUGUUCAAAAUGAGGCCUACCUGGCAAGGCUGGGGGAGGCGAUGGCACAACUGGAGAUGGCAUGGAUCUCUGAGAAGCCAACUGCUGUUGCCCCCUGCUUGGAUACGCCAUCGUCAACUCAAGACAGGGAGUCGAAAUUGAGGCUCCUGAAGGGGAAGCUCAGACGGAGAAGCAGUGGGGGGGAGGCAGCCUCCGAGAGUGGGGCCGACAGCCAGGCUGAUGACAGUACUGGAUGCAAAGUCAGGGAAGAUCCAGAACCCUCAAAGGCUCGGUUAAGAAGUCGGUCGGAAAACGUACAGGACGGAUUACCCUCAAAAACCUGGUUAAGGAGUGGGUUAGAAAGUGGUACAGCCACUGGUAGGGAGCAGAAUGGGAGCUCAUCGGUUGUGGGGCAGCUUGCCAGGACGGACUCAGGGCCCAGACUAGUUGCCGAGACAAACAGGGCGCCUCGGAGAAGCGGCUCUGAGUUCGAUCUUAACGGGAGGCGGGUUAGCGGGGGUGCUACAAAGUCGGAACAAGACCUGAAACCUGGAUUGCAACCAGUGCCUCGUGACAGUUCUUCCCACUCAACUUCUCACUCUGGCAGAAACUCAGUUGUAAAGGGACCCGUCAUUUCUAAGCAACCAGAUUAUCAGAGCUUCCCAGCGAAGAAAGGUGCGAGGAGCGGUGUUUCAGCAGGAGCUUUGGAACAUGGUUUGGAAGGAACUCUAGCCGGCGACGAGCCGUCCACCAGUCAUGCAUCGCUCUGUCCCGGUCCCCAUUCAUCCUGUCCGGGUGUGUCGGAUGACCAACGGUGGAACAAAGGCCCAAUGGACGAGGCGGGAAGAGUAACGAAGCUCUCCGAGCUACCGAUUCUGUGCAUGAGCGUACUGGGCAACGAGGCCGUCGUCGGCUCCUCGGACCACGCUGUGUACACGGUGGAUUUGGACACCGGACGAAAGAAACGGACGCUGUAUGGCAAGACUGCCGGCCACACGGAGUGGGUCACCUGCGUCACGCACCUGCCGGAUGGGCGUAUCCUCAGUGGCGGCAUGGACAACCGCCUUCUGCUCUGGUCGUCAUCAAGCGUGACGCACUGCGAACUCCCUGGCCACACAGCGUCGAUCUCAGCCGUUCAGUGCUCAUCGGACGGCAGCCUCGCGGUCUCCUCUUCUUACGACAAGACGCUCCGGGUUUGGGCGCUGCCCGGAGCUGACGCUCGCGGCGUGGGGCGGGGCAAGGGUUCAGGGUUUAAGGGUACUGCCACGUGUCUCGUGGGACACGUGGCGCCCGUUUUGGACUUCGCGUGGACGGCCGGGAAGGUCGUCAGCGGGGCGCGGGACGGGUGCGUCAUUUUGUGGGACAUCGGAGCAGCGGCUUCGUCCCGACAGCUGAAGCGCGCCCACGUGGGCCACGUGACGGCCCUCGUCUGGUCGGACGCCGGGGGCAGUCCGCAGUCCGAAGAGCGUACGAAUCUCUUUUUGACCGGCGGCCAAGACGGCUUCCUUAGGGCGUGGGACGGCCGCACGGACCGGGCAGUCGCUGAGGUGCCGGUACACGUGGCAGCCAGCGGGACCGGCGCCGUCAGCAGCAUCCGCGUGGCUGCUGACGUCAUCGUGACGGCCGGGGCGGACGGGAUGGUGCGCGUGCUGGACCCCCGGGCGUCCUUCCGUGUGCGGAACUCCUUGACGGGCCCCGGGGGCUUCCUCUACUCGCUCCACGUGGCAGGCCGGACGGCGUUCAGUGGCGGGGGCGACGGUUCAGUUUUGGUCCACGACAUCCUGGAUGGCCGGACACUUUACGGGCUGGGGGCGAUCAACAACGGAGCAGUGCGGUGCAUAGACACAGGUGACAGUAAGCUUGUUUGCGCGGGUGAUGAUGGCACCCUCAUCACAUACUGCUACUGA
Molecule: messenger RNA, 2280 nt
Organism: Klebsormidium nitens
Lineage: Eukaryota; Viridiplantae; Streptophyta; Klebsormidiophyceae; Klebsormidiales; Klebsormidiaceae
Source: the annotation of a GenBank genome assembly